This is a messenger RNA of Aureobasidium pullulans EXF-150, 1308 nucleotides long. RefSeq lists its product as uncharacterized. NCBI's taxonomy places the organism in Eukaryota, Fungi, Ascomycota, Dothideomycetes, Dothideales, Saccotheciaceae. The coding region runs from base 1 to 1308 and encodes 435 amino acids. The transcript has 2 exons. Gene Ontology annotation, molecular function: protein binding. The record is from RefSeq and is a predicted model, not a curated record.
AUGGCCGACCGCAAGCAAACAGGAUCGCCUUUCUGGCAGAUACCCGCCGAGGUCAUUCCUGCGGUCACUUCCCCUAUCGGCAAACUCCCUCCCGAGCUCAUCAGCAAUAUCUUCCAGUUUCUCCCUCACGACACGAUCACAGCCGCCAACGUCGUCGAGGUUUGCAAACUCUGGCAGUUUCAAGGUGGAAACCUGGUUUGGCGCAGAGCCACGCUCAGGGACUUGUUCCACCACGUCAGCGACCCCCAGCGCGUUGCCGGUUUUGCAAGCCAGAUCGAGACGCUCCACUUUGGACCGCGUCAGGGCAUUCUUGCAGAUGCGAGAAUCAAGACCCUCAACUUCACCAGGCUACAAAGAAUCCAGAUCUACGGACAUAAUCUCAGCUUUGCGGAUGAAGACACCCUCAAGGCUCUGAUCACGCCUGCCUUGAAAGUUUUCGAGGUUCUGGACGACUUUGGUGUCCCCUUUCGCCCAGCACCAAACGAUGACAACGUCUGGCUGGCUCUACUCGUCCCCGUCGCUCACCAAAUUACGGAGCUCUCCUUUCGCGAGCAAAUCCAUCUCCCCUAUGAACUGCUGCACGACUUUCUUCGCGGCGCCAUCCACCUCGAGCGGGUCGUGAUCGAAUCUGAAGACAGCUCACAGAUGACAUAUCACGACUUGAUCUGCAUCUUGACCUCGCCCAAACUCGAACACCUCGACCUGCCGGGAACAUUUAACAUCGACACAGUGGUUGUGAACUCUCUACUCCGUCACUUUGGCCCUGACUGGUCACUUCCUGCCAUGCGUGUGCUUGGGCGGUUGUCCUUCGACCGGGGCGCAGGAAGAGUUGCUGCUCGUCUUCUUCCCGUCAUGCCCAACCUCACAGAACUCGGCCUCGAUCUGAAUCCGACUCUUUGGGACGACGCAAAAGAUUUCAAAGUCUUCGCAGUCAUCGGUGGUCUGAAGAAGUUGGAGGUGGUGAAUAUCCACAUGCAGCUCGACGAUAAAUGCACUAUCCCCUCCUCAUCCCUUCUUGAGCUCAUUCGCCUGCCCAAUCUCAAAGAGCUGAUUAUUGACAUUGAGGGCUACGCCAAGUCGACAAGCAGUGUUGAUACCACCGGCGCUGAUUGGCUAGCAUUCCUGACAGGUCUUCCAAAGCUGGAAUAUCUCGUUCUCUCCAUUGCCGACAUCGACGUGCUCGGUUCCCAAGAAGAAAUCGACGGAAUCAACAAAGCUCUGUCCCGCAUUGCUCAUGUCGAUCUUCCUGGAAUGACCUUGGUGGUGGGCGAAUAUGGAGUUGAUCCAAGAUGGGACUCAUGGGAGUAG